AGUGGACCACAGCACGGACACAUCACCGCCCCGUCCUCUCUCCUGCUCCACAUACCACAGCAGCAAGCAAACUCACGCCAAUCUCUCUCCUCUUUCUCUCUCUCUCUGAAAACUCGAGAAAGAGAGAGAGAGAGAGGGAGAGAAGUAAUGUCGAAUCCUUUACCCCACUCCUCCGCCGCCGCGGCCUUCGCGGCCUCUGCCACGAAAUCCUCCCUCAAGAACAAUGUCCGAUGCGUUUCCGCCGCCGCUUUCUCCCCUUUCGAAACCCUAAGGCUAAGAAGGAUCCAACAUCGAGGAGUUGAAGCUGUAAAGGCUUGCAAAUCUGGUUUUACACCUUCAAGUGGUGAGGAUAAAGUUUUGGACGGAAUUCUUGAAUGUUUGGAAGUGGAAACAAACACCAACAGUCCUGGGACAUCAUUCUUCGCAAAGAUAGCGAUUGCUCUGGGUAUAGCAGCAACAGUUAUCCUGAUAUCAAUAUUUGCAAAGUGGUCUCCUUCAGGAUCAUCGCACAGCUUGCCACUUUUUUUUGAUAGUUCAUCACAAUCAGUUCCAGUGACUUCUCCUGUUGGUUUCAAUUUGAAAAUUUUUGGUUAUAAUAUCAUUAUUCCGGAAUAUACUCCAGGGUGGGUCUACUUUUGGUUGCUUAUGGCUGCUGGCUGUGGACUAUUUAUUAGUGAAGAAGCGUUAAAUGUUUGGGUUGGAAUAUCUAUAGCACGGACUCUGACUCUGGAUGGUAAUUGGCAAGCAUUUACUGCAUCAUUUUCAAAGAAUGCUCCUUAUAUUGUGUCAACAGUUCUAUGGGUAUACUGGGGAGUUUGCAUCAGUGAUCUGAUACCUUAUUACCUAGGGAGAAUGUUUAGAAAGACCAAGGCUUCUGAAGAUAUAUGUACUAAGUUGGGGAUUGACAAGGAGAAAGUAGAUAGGAUAGCUCAGGCAGUACAGAAAUAUGGCAACUUAAUUGGCUUUGUGGAGCGGUUUUCCCUGGGAGUUCGAAAUCCUACUGCAUUUCUGGCAGGCGCAUGGGGCAUAUCUUUAGACUGCUUUUUUGCUGGAGUUUGUGGUGGCGGUCUAAUUACUCUUUCAGUUCAGCUGGCAAUUGGAUUCCUAUUGAGAGAACGGCCAGCAGUGGCGCUUGCUGGUGUUGCAACAGUUGUGGGCAUCUGGACAGUAUUUCCAUAUCUAUUUGCAGCUGCAACAGGGUUGUUUCUUUUCGUUAGGAGGCAGCAACCCAAUCAAUGAUAGGAUUAAAUGAUUACAGUUUCAAAAUGACACAAAAAGUACUGAUCAGACUGCAUGAUAAAUUGUCGUGGAGCCUAAGAUAGACGGUCCUUUAUACUUUAAUUCAUAUGUAACUCUUUUCGAACAGCGAGUUAGAGCUCAGAUAAGCAGCGUGAGAGCAGCAUGAGAGUUGAUCUUUGUAGUCAAUCGAUUAUAUGUAGCGUGUUUAUGUAGAGACUUUGGGAAUUAUCCCAUUGUGAUAUUUACUGAUCACCGUGACCUGGUUAAUCUGAGCAUGGGUAAAUGAUAACGCAACAUAUGUUUCUUUUUCCUCUAUUCUCUGCGUUGUAAAACUUUGCCUCCAAACGUGCGGCAAGAAAAAGUAUUAACAGAGAAGGUUUGAUCA
Molecule: messenger RNA, 1624 nt
Organism: Asparagus officinalis (garden asparagus)
Lineage: Eukaryota; Viridiplantae; Streptophyta; Magnoliopsida; Asparagales; Asparagaceae
Exons: 10
Coding region: 148-1239 (363 amino acids)
Source: RefSeq, a predicted model, not a curated record